CCCCAUUAGAGGAUGUAACGGGGUUCACGGGCUCAAGUUCAUACGCCCGAAUUGAUUUAAAAAAAUAAAAAAUGGCUUUAAUUCGUUGAACCGAUCCUUAUGGAUGAACUUGUUGAAACGGGUUCAUACCACGCGUCAAUCGUUCACUGCCUUCUCCUUUCGUCACAAACAUCAUCUCCUAAAACUCCUCCCUUCUUCUCAAAACUCUCCUUUUCACCGUUUUCCCCAUCCCCAGAUCCACCUUCCUCGGCGAGUAGUAGCACCGUCGAUGAGUCAGGUCCCACCGCCACCGCCGUCGGAACAACAAUAUCCGUCGACCAUUCCGCUCUCUUCAAUCCUUCCGACCACUCUCAUGAACCCACACCAGACUCGGAGCUCGUCAAGCACCUCAAGAGCGUCAUCAAGGUUACCUUACAACCGAUUCUUAUUUAGAAAGAUUGAAACUUCUUUUUGUUUGAUUAAAAUUAAUGCAUCAUCACAGUUUCGUGGUCGGUCAAUCUCAGUUUGUGAGUUUGGAUAGGUAAAUGUUUCAUGUCUUUAUAGGAGUUGUGAGUUUGUGUGCUUGAGAUUGGUUUUAUUAUGCCAACUUCACUGUGUUUUCAAUUUUCUUAAUUGGUGUGUAUGUAUUUGUCCAUAUUAUGCUUUCCUUACCUAGUGCAUUCCAAGGGUUCGAGUUUAGUGGCCUUGAUUUGCCGGAUUCAGUUGGAGAGUUUGUUGUUAAUGGGGUUCUCGUUCUUCAGUGCGAGAGAGUAUUGCAGUUGAUUUCACGUUUCAUGCAGGCAAGAAAACAGAAAGGUGAAUAUUCAUAUUAUUUACUGUGGCAUCUCAUUGGUAGCUUCUGUGUUUAUCUGACUUGUUUGAGAAUUGGUAGCUUCAGCUACAAACAGCAGCAAGUAGCAUAAUAAUAUAUGUAGACUUUGGUCUGAGAAUUGGAAGGCCAUUGUAGCUGAAGCUCAAGGGGAUGAUUGAUUGCCUCCAAAGCACGCACGCAGGCACGCGUCUCAAUGAUUCUCUCUCUUUGUUUCUGCUUAAUAUUUACGCUUCUCCUCUGAUCAAAUUUAAAAAAGAAUAAAAACACUCCUCCUUCUCCGAUUCGCAGCCUUCAUCAGGAAACUAGAGCAGAUAAGGUGAGUGAGAAACCCUUUGAAUUGGGAUUUCUCUUACUUUUCUUCGUCCUGUUCUGAUUUUAUCAUCCUUAUUAUAUCGCAUCUCCCUCCUCUCCAGUCCGAAGCAACAAGUAUGGAUCAUCGUUCAGUUAAAACCACUACACCAACGGUUAUAACAGUGAAGAUGUGGCCACCGAGUAAGAGCACACGCCUGAUGCUCGUGGAACGCAUGACCAACAACUUAUCAACACCUUCCAUCUUCUCCCGUAAGUACGGUCUUCUGACUCCUCAACAGGCCGAGCAAGACGCCAACCGCAUCGAAGACCUCGCUUUCUCCUCUGCCAACAAACACUUCCAGAACCAGCCCGAUGGCGACGACGGCACAUCUGCUGUUCAGAUCUACGCCAAAGAAUCCAGCAAGCUUAUGCUCGAAGCCAUCAAACGUGGUCCGAAGGGUAGAUUGUUUGAUUUAUCAGGUGGACGUAGAGCCUUCAUCGAUGAAGCGGAGGCGCGCGAGCUUCUAAGGCCUUUGGCUGAUCCAACUAAUAACUCUUACACCAAGAUCCGUUUUACGAACCGGAGCUUCGGCUCCGAAGCAGCCAAAAUUGCUGUUACCGUUCUGUCUUCCAUCAAGCAUCAGCUCACUGAAGUUGAUCUCUCCGAUUUCGUGGCGGGAAGACCAGAGGCGGAAGCAAUCGAAGUGAUGAACAUGUUUUCGUCUGCCUUGGAAGGAUCCAAGCUUAGGUAUUUGGAUCUAUCCGACAACGCAUUGGGUGAGAAAGGGAUCCGAGCGUUUGCUUCUCUCAUCAAGUCUCAGCGUGACUUGGAGGAGCUUUAUCUGAUGAACGACGGCAUCUCCGAGGACGCUGCGAGAGCCGUUCGCGAGCUGCUUCCUUCUACUGCCAAAAUCAGGGUUCUUCAGUUUCAUAACAACAUGACUGGAGACGAAGGAGCCGUUGCCAUUGCUGAGAUUGUGAACAACUGUCCUUGUUUGGAAGAUUUCAGGUGUUCUUCUACGAGGAUUGGUUCGGAAGGUGGUGUUGCGCUUGCUGAAGGGCUUGAGUCUUGUAGACGGUUGAAGAAGCUUGAUCUCCGUGACAAUAUGUUUGGAGUGGAAGGUGGGAUUGCUCUGGGAAAGACUUUGUCGGUGUUGAGUGAGUUGACUGAGAUCUAUAUGAGUUAUUUGAACUUGGAGGAUGAGGGAACAGAGGCGCUUUCCGAAGCUCUGAUCAACUCUGCUCCUUCUCUUCGAGUUCUUGAAUUGGCUGGGAAUGAUAUUACUGUCGAAUCCACUGGUAAAUUGGCAGAUUGCAUCGCCUCUAAACAGUGUCUUUGGAAGCUGAAUUUAUCUGAGAAUGAGCUCAAGGACGAAGGGACUGUCUUAAUCGCAAAGGCGCUUGAUGAAGGAGGUCAUCAACAGUUGGCUGAAGUUGACAUGAGCACCAAUAUGAUGAGAAGAGCUGGGGCAAGAGCCUUGGCGCAAACUGUUUUGAAGAAACAGAGUUUCAAGCUUCUGAAUAUUAAUGGAAACUUCAUAUCUGAGGAAGGUGUGGACGAGGUGAAUGACAUGUUUAAGGACUCCCCGGACAAGCUUGGUCUUUUGGAUGAUAAUGACCCUGAUGGAGAAGAUUUUGAAGAAGAUGAAGGCGAAGAAGAAGACAGUGAACUGGAAGCAAAGCUCGGAGGUCUGAAAAUCAAGCAAGAGGAGGAAUAGGAGGAAGAGGUGACAUGAAGUGAUGCUCUUUGUUUUCUAUGUAGGUAGGUUUCAGUUUUAUCCAUUUCUCUAUUUACGUAUGAAUGUAAGGAGGAGGAUCUAAGACGUCUUAAGUUCUAUUCCCUUGAAACAUGAAACCUUUUAUCUUCAAGUUAACUAGAAGUGUUGUUA
Messenger RNA from Raphanus sativus (radish), 2991 nucleotides. Its product is annotated as RAN GTPase-activating protein 1-like. The record is from RefSeq and is a predicted model, not a curated record. Gene Ontology annotation, molecular function: GTPase activator activity; protein binding. The transcript has 4 exons. NCBI's taxonomy places the organism in Eukaryota, Viridiplantae, Streptophyta, Magnoliopsida, Brassicales, Brassicaceae. Bases 1240 to 2820 code for a protein of 526 amino acids.